GGGUCCUUGCCGCGGCCGCGUUUUUGGGGUUGGCCCUCGCGGCGACCCGUACCUUCCCGCCGCUCCUCUCGCUCCGUGCUCUCCCCCCGGCCCGGGGAAAUGGAGGAACCCCCCGAUGGCUUCGGCUCCCAACGGUCGCUCCCCGGCGCUGGGUCCAGAGCGGCCCGAGGAGGGGAUGCUCUGUGUGCCGGAACGUUUCUCAGAGGCAAUCCUCCCGUUGCAGCUGCUGACAGCACUGAAAACCUGUGUGCUUCGUGGUGUCCAUCGCCCAGCUGGCAACGAUUCCCUGGUGUUUGGUGCAUUAAGUCACACCCAGCUGUGUGGGAUGGCAGAGUCAGGUGGGCCCUUUAUUGAACAGAUUUAUCUGCUACAAGGCUACGCAGAAGGAUGGAAAGGAGGAACACAGGGGGAAAAAAAAAUAGAUGAAAGGCCAUGCAUUGAUCACCUGAUGUACUCCAGAGACAAACAUGGCUAUUACAGGGGCUGGUUCUGGGGUAACAAGGAAACACAAGGCCUAAACACCUCUGGCUUGUCUGUCCAAGGAUCUGCCUCAAUUGUGGCUCCCAUCCUUCUGAAGAACUCUUCAGCACAGUUCAGAAAAGUCACCUGUCCAUUUGACCAGACUGUCUGCCUCUGAACACACGAGAUCCAGUGAACAGAGAAGUCAUCACACAGCCUUGGUACUCCAGACUUGGAUCAGAAGUGGACCUGUCAGGACACAGUUGUGUCUGAACAAUACACAGACAGUUGCCAACAGAAAUUUUAUGUUGUUAUUAUGAUGUGGUGUUUCUAUUAAUUUUUCAGUUGUCCUUUGUUUUAAGAUUUAGAAGGGUUUGAGGAACAACUUGAACAUCGAAGCCCUCAGUCACCGAUCAGCUGCCAGCUGACAUCACAGGAGCAGUGAACAUUCCAGGACUGAAUCGUGUUGGAGAAAUUCUGUAGAAGAUUUGGGAAGUGUACAGACUCCAUCUAACUAUAUAUAAAGUAAAUUGUAAUUGUGUGUUUAUCCUUUUAACAAAUUGCUUUCACGCUUAGACUACAUAUAUACCAGAACACGUGUGUUAAAAGUAGUUAGAUAAUAGUUUAAGAUAAAGUGUUUAGUCUGUGUAGUAAUUGUUAUGUUAGUAUAAAAUAUAAGUAUUUUCCUUUAAGAGGUAGUGUAAGCAUCUUUAAAGGUUCAUUUAACGUUAAAAGUUUUAACUGUGAGUUUGUAAGCAUGGUGUCAUUUACAUGGUAAACUGCUUAUAGUAAUUGUGCUGUUUAUAGUUAUAACACCUGAAGCAGUGAGCCCCAGUUUUGUGGUACAAGCUGAAAACCCAUGAUCUAAUAGUCAAGCCCUUGCAUUUACACCCAAAGCUUUAACUCCUCUGCUGACUUUCGUGUAUUAGCUGUUAUCAUCCCCAGGGUCCUAUACCACUCCAAAGAAGAAGUGGACCAGUACCUUGAGCGAGCAGGCCGCCUUCAGAAAAGAGAGCUGUUGACAGGACUGGCAAUAGCAAUGCUGCUCGGCUUGGGAGCAACUGGAGCAGCCACGGGUGUCUCCGCUCUGAUAACCCAGAGUCAGAGUCUCUCUCAGCUACAGAUGACUGUAGAUGAAGAUCUACAGAGAAUUGAGAAAUCCAUAUCCUUUUUAGAAAAGUCAGUCUCCUCCCUCUCUGAAGCUCUGAAGUUGUUUUGCAGAACAGGCGAGGUCUCGACCUUCUAUUCAUGCAGCAAGGAGGCCUCUGCAUCGCCCUGAGCAAAGAAUGCUGCUUCUACGCUGACCACACCGGAGUAGUGAGAGACACCAUGGCAGAGCUACGAGACAGGCUGUCUCAACGGAGAGCAGAGAGAGAAGCCCAGCAAAACUGGUUCCAGUCCUGGUUCAACCAAUCUCUGUGGCUAACCACCCUGGUGUCUACCCUGAUUGGACCAGUUGUGAUGAUUUUAUUCGUGCUAAUCUUUGGACCCUGUGUUUUAAAUAAGCUUGUAUCCUUUGUUAAAAGCUGACUAGAAAAAGUUAACAUUUUGUUUAUAGAAAGGCAACAGAUGCUUUAAAAAUAUACUUAGUCACCGCUUGUGCCUCAUAUUUACUAAUGAAAACUGUAGUAUCCAUUUUAUAAGCUUUUAGCCUUUUAGUUAAGUAUUUUAUAUUUUAUUCAAUUUUAUAUUAUCCAUUUUUAA
Molecule: messenger RNA, 2163 nt
Organism: Poecile atricapillus (Black-capped chickadee)
Lineage: Eukaryota; Metazoa; Chordata; Aves; Passeriformes; Paridae
Product: GDP-fucose protein O-fucosyltransferase 2-like
Exons: 5
Coding region: 116-637 (173 amino acids)
Biological process (GO): protein O-linked glycosylation via fucose
Molecular function (GO): peptide-O-fucosyltransferase activity
Source: RefSeq, a predicted model, not a curated record